Molecule: messenger RNA, 2352 nt
Organism: Folsomia candida
Lineage: Eukaryota; Metazoa; Arthropoda; Collembola; Entomobryomorpha; Isotomidae
Product: coiled-coil domain-containing protein 148
Exons: 9
Coding region: 129-2219 (696 amino acids)
Source: RefSeq, a predicted model, not a curated record
AUAAAAUUGAUAAAAAAAUUGCAGCAGCAGCAAAAUUUGGACCAAAAUCGUGCAUUAUCUUUUCUUCAAGUGUUUCAAAAUUAUCUGUCAUCCCCGUUCCUGUAUUUAUAUAUGUACGUUCCUGUAUCAUGAAAUCCACCAAAGCCACGCGGGCUAAAGAGAAGAAGAAGCUGGCGAUACUGACAUCCGGUGGUCAGACCUCAUCCCGUCCUCCUCUCCCUGGGCAUCAACUUUCCCUCGUCAAAAAAGAGUCCCAGCUCAUCGCCAAAGAUCCCAAACGUUUUCUGGACAAUUAUGCAUUAGGAAAAGUGGUCUCACGAAUGACGGAUGUCUCAGCAAUGGACGUGGACGCUCUUCUCGGAGGGGGCAUCAACCAACUGGCAUUUGAAGAGAGCGAUGCCAACGACGAGUGGGGCAGGAGACGCAUCAUCCCAAAAUCGGAUAAGGAAUUGGAAGAAAAGAUCAAGGAAUUUGACAACAAGUAUCAACUCUCCAAGAACAGGACGCUCCUAUUGAGCAUGUCCGUCUUAUCGCAGGAUCCUAGUCGCAGUGGAGCAAGGGGACUUUUUGGGAGGAAUUUCAUGUCCAAAAUCUCCUCAGAAACAGACGAAGGUGUGCCCAGCACACGCUCCACGUCCGAACAGGAACAAGACAAUUGGUUGACUAAUAAUAAUAGCAGCGAUCGUCGUCGUUAUCUUGGUCGGUCUGCUGGUUCCCCUCUGAUGACGGAUGAAGGAAACAGUGACGAAUCCGACCUCGAGUUUGACGAUGACACACGCAUGCCUACCAAGAUGGAACUGCUAACCAACAGGGUCACUCAUCGCCGUCAUCUUAAGGGGAUAUUAGAUUCGGACGAAGAAAGUGGAUACUAUGACGCCAACUUGGACAAGAGUAGUCCCACCGCGGUUGAGAUUGCCAUGCAAGGAUUCAUCGACCGCAUCAGACACCAGGACAUUGAUAACAUUAUCGUCUGGGUGAACACUUUGGCCUCCAUGAAAGAUGUCCAACUCCCCUUCGGCUUCCCCCACAACUUGGCCAUCCCACUGGACCCAGAAACCAUAAAGGACAGCGACCUUCGCUCCUUCGCCGAGUCCGCGACGGACGAUUUUGUCCUUCUCGAUGGCGAAUAUUCCGCAAAGAUGGAGGAAAUUACGAAACGUUUGAGAGAAAAUUGGGACUCACUUCAAUCCUCGAGAUGGACACCGCGAGACAGCGCGUUGCUCUUUUAUAUCGUCACGGCUUUGGAGGAUGGCGUCACCCCGGCCCUCGGAGAAAUUAGGGUCGAGUUGCUCAGGAGGAUGUUUCCUGGUGUCGCGGAGGAGCAGAUGACCCUGCAAAAGUAUCGCCUUCGGACGAAACGUGUCUGGGAGGAAAAGCGUGGCGCAAUACUCAAAGACUGGGUUCGGGACAAAGAUGAUCUCACAAAGAAGGUCAACGAGGGCUGGGCCAUGCUCCAAAAAGAUUUGACCAAACGAUUGGAACUUGCCAAGGAACACCGGGACCAAAUAGAUCGCACCACAUUCUGGCGAGAAAGGUUGGACAAGCUUAGAGCGGAAAAAUGUGCUCGAAUACGACGCAUUCAAGUGGCUGUCGAACCCUUUGAGAAAGUCGUAGAGGAAAAAACUCGUCUGCGGCUGGAGGAAGAAGAACGUGUCAAAAAAGCUCAACGGAUCCAACUCAUGAAAUUUAAAGAGUCACAGAGGCUCAAAAGUGAACAAGAAUGGAGAGAAAGAGCAAAGAUUGAGAUGGAACAAGAGCAUAAAAAGAAAAUGCAGGCGAAACAAAAUCAGGGACGUGUCGCACAUCGCCACCAUGUUCUGGAGCAAAAGAGAGAUGCAAUGAAGGAGCAGGAGAAAGCGAGAAUGGAGAAAGACAAGGAGAGAAAAAUGCUCCUGGAAAAGACCAAGAUUCCCGUCAAUCUGACUGAAUACCCAGUCGGAAACCUGUUGGCAGACACUUAUUCCUCCCUUUUGCAUCGGAGAGAUAUUGUGACCUAUGACGAGGAAGAGGAUGAGAUGGUGGCCUUUUUCCGAUCGAGAUACAACAACAGCUUCUCAUCGGAGAAGGUCUUGCGGGAUCGUCGCAACCGUGUGGAGAACAAGUUGAGGGAGGCUGGGCUCUUGGGCAACGACUAUGCGAGGCAGGUUCUCUUGGCAAUGGAACCCAAGCCAAAACCACACCUCUUGUCCAACAUCCAGUUCAAGGAGGACGGAAAUUAGUCAACCAACAAAGAAGCAAGCAAGACUGAUAUAGUUUAUGUCUCACACAAAUUAUGCCUUGUACUUUUAUCCGAAUUUCUGUUUGAAUAAUAUACCGAUUAAUUUUUUAACUUUGUACAUUUUCCCAAGUCAA